Messenger RNA from Pocillopora meandrina, 12832 nucleotides. The record is from the annotation of a GenBank genome assembly. Lineage: Eukaryota; Metazoa; Cnidaria; Anthozoa; Scleractinia; Pocilloporidae.
AUGGAGGAAUACUCUACAAUUUGUGAUGAAAAACUCGAUAUUCAAAUCGGACGAAAAGUUUAUAAUGAAAGGUGUUUGACAGAGACAAAUGGUGAUUCAAGCUCUGGAGAACUGGCGAAGAGAAAGAGUCCUUUCUCAAAAGUUUACCACAAAAUUGCCUCUUGCUCAUGCUCGUGGAAUGGUUUCCUUUCUCAUCUUGUCCGUCUUGCUCCGAUUAUUCGCUGGUUGCCGAAAUACAGCGUAAAGAAGGACUUAUCAGCUGAUAUUACUGGAGGUGUUACAGUUGGCAUCAUGCAUAUUCCUCAAGGUAAUCUUUUCGUUAAAAAAAAAUAAGCUAUAGGUAAAAAAAUAUAAGAAUUACGCUUAUUGACCGCGAAAGGUUUGAAUAAGGUAGGGAAGCCUACCCACACAUUUAUUUCGAAGCUUCUUGGGAAUGGUCAUAACUCGGAAAAAAAAAUCAACAAUUAAAUUAAAAAAUACCUGUCAACAUCUCGCACUUCAUUAAAUCGCUUAGAUACAGGAAGGUCGAAGAAAAAAAAAACAGAAAAAAAAAAGAACAGAACAAAUAAAACUGAAUGAGGCCAUAUUCUAGCGAUACCCUCGAUUUUCUUGAUCUUGUUUUGCUUCACACAUCAUGCGAUCAGAUCAUCAGAAAAUUUUUAGUAUUAAAAUUAAUUACGUCCCACAACUUAGCUAUUCUGUAAGAGCUCAAGUCACCCCACGUGAGCUCUCGGAGACUUAACUGAAGUUAUGGUCACUGAUCAGCAGAAUCAAGUUCCAUAGAUUGCCGCCUAAAUUUUCCCAAGUCCGUUUUUGUAUUUCUAAAGGCCAAAGUUUGGUUAAAACCAGAUUCGUUUUCCAAAGUUUUGCUUUAACAUAAAUUUAUGCAACAGGAUAAUGCGUCGUCAAGCAAACGACAGUAUUGCGACAGGUGUUUUUUUCAUUGCGGAUACAAUGAUGUAUUUUUUCGUUGCCGUCAUAGAUAUAUUUUUCCCAAUUUUUGUGGCAACGAUAUUGAUAGGAGCGUCGACCAGGUAUUUACCUUACCAUCAACGGUUGGGGAUAUGAUAUUGCAGACCAGAAAACCCGAGCUUUCAUAGUUUAAACAGCCGGGUGCACUUGUCCCGAUAUUGUCGAGUCAUUUUACUGCUGGGAUGCAAAUUUUUACUCAACAGACCACACUUUGUGAUUACCAUUGAAUGUUAAAUUCACGUCCGAUCUGCAUCUGAAGUACUUUGAUCGCACACCGCUUCACUCGCCUACAACGCAUACUUUAUUUGAUGUUAUGAGAUACUUAAGACACUACAAGGGUCCAGAACGGUCAAAAACAUAUGAUUUACUGUACCGGUUAAUCCUUGGAAUAUCGAAAUGUUAAAAACGUAUUUUAUAGGAGCAAUAGAGCGCACUUUCUAUCGGUUUACCGUCGCAAUAACCCACGCGGGAUGUAGUGAGAACACGAAAAAGAAAAGUUUGUAAAUACUCACCUUCGACUCGUAUUUUACAAACAUUUCUCCUGUGUUCUCUCAACAUUCCGCGUGGGUUAUCACGCCGGUAAACUGAUAGAAAGAGCAGUUAAUUAUCUCUAUGAGUAAUCUAAAAGCAUUUAACAGGAAACAGUAAAGAAAAUAUUACCUAUUUGAGUUUCGUUUUGACUCAGCACACACAAAUGAUAUGCAAAACCGCGAGUUGGUUUUUUUCGAUCGCUGAAAAGUCUGAAAAAAUAUUAUAUUUUGUCACGCAAAUAACAACGUUUCUAGGUUUUUAUGUAUAUUGUGCGUAAACAAAUGCACUAAAAGGAACAAACAAAUUAACUAUAAACCGCGCUUCCUUUAAUAUUGAUCUACUGCGAAGAAAAUUUGACGGAUGACGUUUUUUGCCGGUCUGGCACGUUGGAGUAUUCUGUAAAAUUUGCCGAGUCACCUAAAGGCGGAAACGCGAAAGCAAUAUUCGGUCAUUGAUGGUAGGGGGUAAUAUUAAUUAAAAUAAAACGGUCGCCUUGUUAACCCGUAAUCGUAUGGUGGGUAAUAUAGGCCCCCAGAAUAAAACCCGCACAAAUAAAUAUUUAAAAAAAUAAUAAAUUGGAUUUAUCUUAUCAAUUGUACAGAGAGAAAACCCCAUUAUUUCCUCAGUGAUGGAACUUUGUAUAAUUCUGUAAACUGGACCACAGUGAAAAACCCCAAGUAUUUUUCCACUGUAAGACGUUCAUUUUCUUAUUCAAGGAUUCGUUAUAACUUAAAAAUUCAUUGAUCAGUUUAUAUCAUAGAUGACAGAAAUGAGUCAAUUUGUCAGAUUGCACUGAAUUCAUGCAUGACAGAGUGGAAUAUUUUACACAAGCACCAGACAGUUCCGCCGUUAUUCGACGGCAUUCUUCUACAAACAAAAUAUUCUCUUUAUUUUUGUUGUCACAGUAAUUAGAUUCUAAACAGCCAAAUUUGACGAAUGAUUGAGACUAACUGUUCCUGUGUGUAUGGGCUUAGUUCUUUUUCCGGUAAAUAGAGCACUUCAAUAUUUGUAUAAACUGAAGGUUCAACAUGGCAUUCGACCAUAUAAUUACGUAGCAGUUAUUACCGAAGACGAGUGCAUAUCUAUGUUCUCAAAAUGCUGAAGAAACAAGGAAAGAUUUAACCCUUUCAUUGGCUGUAAACUGCAAGACAAUAAUAUCGCCAGCACUGGGUGUUAGCUUUUUCACUCGGAUAACUGAGAAUUGAAUGAAGGGAAUAACUUUAUAAAGAAACUGUGAUUCUGUGUCAGUGGGGUUACCGGUAUAGCAAGACAGUCCGGUUUUAACACCCGAGUAGCAAAAGUGAACAAGCCAACAUUAGCCAUUCUUCAAAAUUAUAUUUUAAAUAAUUCUCCAUUGGUAAUAGAAAUGACUGCGUAACCGGGCCUCCAGACUGAGAAAUCCCUCAACUUCCUUCGCGUGUCCUCUCGAAAACGCAUGCUGCUCGUUGCACACGCGAAUCGCGAGUGUAACCAAAUACCGCUAGUACUCAUAUUGUCACCGAGUGAAUGCUGAAAUGUUCCUCGAUUACUUUUUCUUCACGUGUGAGUCAUAAAUGUCAAGUGACUCCCAAGCUUCUACCUAACCUCCUGUUUCCAUUGACUGUAAGUUCUAUAUACGCUUGAAUAUGGGGUGAAUGGCAAAACUCUCGUCUGCAGAGUAAAAUGAAAUGGAAUCGCUUGAAGAGUGGUCAAUUUGCCGCCAAAGCCCUGACAUAGAUAUCGCCAGAAACGUUUACGAGGAAAGCUUCUUCACUGCAACAAGACCCCAUGGCCGUCCACGGAGUGCAGAGGAAGGCUCAUCGAAGAAGAGCCAUUACUGGCAUGUCGUUCAACGAAAGCUUUUUCCGAGGUCGUGUUCAUGGAGUGGUUUGAUCUCUUUUCUGUCUCGGCUCAUGCCGAUUAUUCGCUGGUUACCAAAAUACAACAUCAAAGAAGAUUUGUUUCCCGACGCAAAUGGUGGUGUUACAUUGGCAGUUAUGCAUAUUCCUCAAGGUAUAGCAAUAUUUUACUGAUCCAUGGAUAGUAUGUCUCGUCAUCAGCCCUUCGUCAGAGCUCGGACGAAGGGCUAACGCUCGAAACGUCAGCCUUCUAACUCUUUACGCUGGCCAAUUUACGUUAUCAACUCAAUUGAUAACACUAAAUUACCACCUUAAGAUAUAGUCUGGCAACAGCUCUGAUCGAUUUAUGCGUGAUGCGUUCUCGAAACAAACAUUAAACAAAAUCGGUUCGAACUCAGCAACAGUAAGGAAUGACCGACCAGCAUUAAUAUGACUGCAUAAAAAUUACUUGGCUUUAUUCAUUUGGGUCGGAUCAUGAUAAUAUUUUGACCAGCAUUGUGUAAGAUCCCAUCGAGAAUGAAAUCGAAUUCGAAAUGAAACGAAAUGAAAUUCCAUCAAAAUGCCCAUCGCGUGACGUUUUGCAUUGUACUUCUUAGCGUGAGGUCACGCACUCUCUGAGGCCGCUGGUUAACACUUUACACCCUAACAUCAGUGUACGUUUUCUUCGCAAUGUUCUCUAUACAUUUCCUUUGGUACUGACAAGGAGAAUUUGCUUAACAAUCAAGAACUUCUUUAGUUGGUGAUCAUUUCCUUUAUUCUCAUGACUUCGAUGUUUGUUUUAGGGGUGAUACUGAUGGGAGAAAAUAGUUACUUAUCACUCAUAGGCGUUAAAGAGUUAAACAUUUUAUUGAAACUGCUCUUUGUUGAUGUGUGAGUGUUGUUGAUGUUGUUUUUCUAUAGGUUUGGAGCAAAGGACAUAAUUUGGCAGUUCGCUUUCAUUGUUAUCGCGAGAAAUUAUUGUCAAAAUAUCAAUAACAAUUCAUCAAACCCUUCGGAGAUUUUGAGUCUCUCUGCUGAAAUCGGCGUUUGUUAUUUUGUUUAUUUACCUCGUUUUACGUCAUCUAUGACCAGCAUCGCGCGUUCAUUUUCGUUUCUAUCGACGGAAGAAUUUUGUCGCAAAUGCAAGAGGAGGUGCAUGCGCUGUGAGAAGAAUGGGAGAUGGUGGAUCACUGCCGGGGGUUAGUCGACAGGAGCUAUCGGCUGCACAAAUUGUGUAGACUUAAUUAAUAGCCGUUGGUAGUUUGCGAAAAUUAUCAUGGCUUUAGCAUCUUUGAAAACUGUCACAUGUCAGGAGCUCAUUUUUGAGUAAUGGCGGGCUGCUGCACAUGUCCUUUUCUGACGUCAUUUUUUUCUCUUCUAGGACUCGCAUUCGCCAUGCUGGCUUCUCUUCCGCCGGUCACGGGACUUUACACCGCCAUUAUCCCAGUUUUGGUUUAUAUGAUCAUGGGUACAUCACGACACUUGUCUGUAGGUACGGUGGAUUUUUUCCUUUCCUUUUUUUAUAUUUCUGCAGCUUGAAGGAAUGAUGCUAUCAUUUAUGCACCAGUCUUUGGUUGUAUUAACCAUUUACACCCCAACAUCAGUAGGCAUAUUCUCCAUACUGUUCUCUAUACAUUUCCUAAGGCGCUGACUGGAGAAUUUGUUUACCAAUCAAAGGCGCUUUCCAUUGGUGAUCAUUUCCUUCAAUCUCAUGACCUUAAUGUGGGAUUCAGUGGUGAGAUUGUGAGGAGAAAUUAGAUUAUUAAAACUGAAAAUUAGAAGCCAGUCAUUCACAAAUGUUGAUAGUGAGACAAGAAAUCAGUUUAAUGAUUGGUGUUGUUGUCACGUGACAGGUAGUUUCGCAGUCAUUUGUUUGAUGGUGGCUCAAGUUGUUGAACGUGAAGUGGGUUCCAUGCCAUUAUCACCCAGUCCCACACCAGGUAAUGGCUCGAUGUCCAGUCCUUCUCCGACAGGUGCAAGCACCGGGUUAUGGACACCCCUCGAGACAGCCAAAAUGGAGGUCGCCAUUUCCCUUUCCUUACUCGUUGGUAUCAUCCAGGUAAAAUGAUAUACCAUUUGCUUGCUACAAAAUGUAAAUAAUAGUUUAAAAGAAUGAUUUUUCACGGUAGGUUAUCAUGGGAGUGGCGAGGCUGGGAUUUGUGGCGACUUUCUUGUCGGAGCCAUUGAUCAGCGGUUUUACUACAGGAUCAGCGGUAUUCGUUGUCAUCAGCCAAUUGAAGCAUAUACUAGGACUGAAAGUUCCUCAGAUCACUGGACCACUUGCUUCAGUGAAGGUAACUAUGCCAUGAGCCCACUGUUCUUUCAAACCAUCUGCCGAAUUCUUGGUAAAGAAAUCUCGAAGUUUGAAAAAAUCAUUAGCUCAUGUUCUACCAAAAUUACUGUAAAAUCAUAUCCCUCAGAGCAGCUUAGCUGAAAGAAAGCUCAAAUCCAGGUUCUUUAGGCUUUAGAUUCUUUGUAUCGUUUCUCCGCACUACUUAAUUAUGAAACUUCGCGUAUCUAUUUUGUUGCUUCUCGUGCUCCACUAAAUUUUAAUAUUGGAUUCUUUUCCAAGAUAGAUUUUACGACAUAAAUCCAGAGCGAUCAAGACGUAGUGUUAGACUUAACCUUUUCAAUGAUUCAAACCAACGAUGGUGAUAAUUGCUUUCAGAUCUUCACGUAUAUGAUGAAAAACAUUCCCUCAGCGAACAUUGGAGCCGUAAUUACAGGCGUGCUCUGUCUUGUUCUGUUAAUUGGACUAAAACAAGUCAAUGAGAGAUUCAAGCAAAAACUGAAAGUUCCCAUCCCUGCAGAACUUCUAGUGGUAAGAAUAUUUAUUUCAUCGGGUUGCUUGUAGGAAAGUAGCCGUGGAUAUGAAACAGUGCCUUGGGCAUUUUCUAUUCUUCCUCCAAUUGAGAUUCAUUUACUACAGAGGCGUAGCCAGGAUUUUCAAAGGGGGGGACACACUGUGUCAAACUGAGGGUACUCACCAGUUUUCGCCACCUGAAUAUUGUUGGUUGUUUUCUUAAAAAAAGGCUUACAGAUGGGGGGUUAAGGGCACUCCAGGUUCCCCCCCCCCCGUAGCUACGUCCGUGGGAAACAAGGAAAACUUCGAAGACAAAGGCGCUCAAGAGACACGAUUUUGUCACUUGCGUAAAUUCUGCGGACAUUCUACAAGUUACAAUUGUUCGCCAAGCUUUUCGUAGUUUCAUAAACUUGAAAUAGGAAACAACUUGAAUUAAGAGACGCGCGGGAAUGAGGAUGGGGAGAACUACGAUAGCAAGACUACCUGCCUAGCACGCCUCUUGAUUGUAACCCAGUAAUAACGGACUAAAUUUCUUCGUCCGCCCUUCCGCUUCCCUCCGUCAACCUUCACAAUACUGUUUUCUCGAGGACCGGCCUGUUCUCACCUUUAUUUCCUUUUUUAUCUGAUCAGGUUGUUGUCGGAACUGCCAUCUCAUAUGGUGCGGCCAUCAAUGCGAACUUUGGUACAUCGAUCAUAGGAGAAAUACCAAAGGGGUAUGUAAUAUGCAUAGUGGUGUGCCAGACACACGUAACACAGUGCUUUGCAACGAUUUGUCUUUGAACACAGAGCGGGAACAGUUUCCCUUAUGUGACAUUCCUUAAAAUUAAACCUUCCCGGUAACGAUAUUUCGGUUGCAACUACGUAUGGCUUAAAUUCGAAGUCUGAUAUCAUUUAUGGGCACAAAAUUAUUUUUAUAGGCUUUUAGUAGCUACGUUGUCUACGAGAAGAAGUUCAUUUGUCUUCUAACAAACUGCGUCUUUUGUGCAAACUUUUGUCCCAAGUUCGAAUUGCGACGAAGAUUUUUCCUGCGUCAGCUCCCGUACAGACCAGUGCUCAAGAAAUUCUUCACGUUUAUUUGGUGAUUCAUUUUCUUGAUUUGGUUUCAGACUUCCUCCUCUGAGUGUGCCAUCUUUAUCCCGGAUGUCGAACAUUUCCUCAGACGCCUUUGUUAUCGCAGUAGUGAUAUUUGCCACAAACAUCUCGCUAGCCAAAAUGUUUGCUAAGAAGCGUGGUUACACAGUCGAACCAAACCAGGUUUGUUUAGCAAGCAUUGAUGGGUGUUGGGUUCUUGGGAAGACACUCUUUUUCACUGCGCCUCCCCCCUCCCCCUCCCCUGCCAGGGAGUCUGAACGGGUGCUGGUAAACUGUCAGGGAAAACUAUAGAAGAUAUCUCCCUGUGAUGGACUAGCAUCUUACCUGACUUAACUAUGCAGUACAAUUGAUUUUGAACUGGGGGAAGUAGAAAUACACCUAAUCGCUUCAUGCUGCUGAAACUGAGACAAACUCCGCCGGGACGGCCCUUUGUAGCUCAUAAGCCAACAUAACCUUUGCCAACACAUCAAUUAUUGGUCUUGGUAUAAAUUGGGUGAUGGAAGACUUUACCUCAACCCUUUAAAGAGGCAGGCGUCAGCGAAGAGAUUGCGAUGUAGAGUAUUCAGAUCAUUUUUUCUGUCGAAACGUCCUUAUACAUAAGUGUAUUUCAACUUUCGAUAUGGGCGGCAACUGUAAAACAGGUAACAUCAGAUUUAGCGUGCGUUGAUCCUGCUCAGUCAGACUGAGUUGGACAUUAAGGCUCUUGUUUAACAAAUCACAGAUCCCUGUAAUCAUACUGCUGUUUUUCUUCACUUUUCUCAUCUCAGGAGCUGAUUUCGUAUGGAGCAGGAAACAUUGCUGGCUCUUUUUUUUCGUGUUUCCCGAUCUGCAACGCUUUAGCACGUACAGCGGUACAGGAAAACCUUGCAAACACACAGGUAACCGAACUAGCCGAAUACAGUUUUCUUAUUAUUUUUGAAUCAUUCCUUGAAUUUGAAAGGCCACUGACCUCACGUUAAGUGCAACAACCGUCGUGUUGAUAAGUAGCGUCAUUUUGUUCAGCAUAUCAAUGUUUUACGAGGUGUAGAGUGAGUUCUUCUUCGUAGCGCACCGAUUUAGAGCAAUUAUGAAAAGAAGUGUUCUGCGCGCGCAAAAGGAUGUUUCACGGAUUGAUUGUUUCUUUUGUGUUAUUAUUUCACAGCUUUGCAGCGUGGUUGUGAUCGCCUUGAUCCUUCUAGUUCUACUGUUUAUUGCUCCACUUUUUUACCAUCUUCCAAAGGUGAACUAUACGUUUCAAAAUUUUCUGCGCUGGCACAUGCUGUUGAUAUGUCAUUUCUUGGAUUUGCAAACGUUAUUUUUGGUUAUUAUUACUUUUGAGUCCAUCAAGUUAUGUUUGCUUUAAUCCAGGCUAUCCUAGCCGCAGUUGUGAUCGCCAAUCUCGUUGGCCUGCUCAGACAAUUUUCAAGGCUGCGGGAUUUAUGGGGAAUUCACAAACCUGAUGCGGUAAAUAGUUCUCUCUUAAUCCUUUAUUCCUUAAGAUCAGUAUACAUAUUCUCCUUACUGUUCUCUAUACAUUCCUUAAGGUGCUGACAUAGAGAAUUUUAUUCAACAAUCAAGGGCUUCUUUAGUUGGUUAUCAUUUCCUGUGUGAUUCAUGGAUGUUAUUGUAAGGAGAAAUUGGAUACUUGUCACUUUUAGGCUUAAAGGGUAAACGUACCUCGAUAAUUACAUUACUAGUGGAAUUAACAGCUAGAUUAAUACCACAAAUAGUAAAACAAGGUCAGCAUGCGAAUCAAUUGAAGUUUUCAAAAAGAUGUGUAAAAAAUGUUUAUUCCGUUUUGUUUUGAAAUCUCACAGGUUGUAUGGUUUUUCACUUGUUUUGGUGUCAUACUGCUGGGAGUUGAUGUUGGACUGGGUGUAGGAGUGAUCUGUGCGUUAUUUGCAGUAGUUUUAUCCCUUUCCAGGUAAAAAAAGACUACAUCUAUGUUGAUUUCUUUCCUUUUCCUUAUUUUCACUUAUUUAGCAUGGGUAGUGGUCAAUUGUAGUAUGCAACACGGCUUUAUUGACAGCUUGAAUAACGGGGUUAAGUUUCUAAGAAAAACCGUCGUACUGCGUCGGCGGGAGAUCAUAACAGGGUAAUUUAUUAUUGUCAAUUGAGUUGAUAACGUAAAUUAGCCACCGCAAAGAGUUUUGAGUUUUAAAGCUGACGUUGCAAGCGUUAGCCCUUCGUCAGAUUCUUCGCUCUGACGAAGGGCUAACGCUCGAAACGUCAGCUUUUAAACUUUUUAUGGAAAUCUUAUCGAUUGAUAAGAACAAAAGCUCGCCAUGAGCUCUUGAUUUUUGCGUAGAGAUCUAGAAGUUCUAUUUCUAUAAGGCAGGACCCUCCGUUUCUCCCUACAUCAGACUCUGCAUCCCCUCUGAUUUAAACUGUAUUUUUCAAAAUUUCUCCAUUUUAGAUCCAGGCACACAAUCCUUGGAAGAGUAAAAGCAACUGAGUUAUAUCGUGACAUCAAGCAAUGUCCCUCGGUACGUUAUUUGUCUAAAUUUGAAAAGUAGCUUAUUGUAGUUACUUUCUUUCUCCCUAGCGCUUUAUAUGUACUUGUUGUAAAUUCGAGUUCCAAAGAUCAGCGUUAUCAAUAGUGGAUUCAGGUUUAUAGGCUAAAAUAUGUCUGAAAUGUCAUUUCCGACUUCAUUUCGAUUUGAUCACCAAACAAUAACGCUUGCAUGUGACAUUUUCCCUUAAAGGCCUUCGAGGUCCCUGGUGUGAAGGUGCUAAGACUCGAGUCCCCUCUUUACUUUGGUAACGUGGAGCGCUUCAGAAAUGCGCUGGUUAAUGCCUCUGGACUGGAUCCCAGUUCUCAACAGAAAGCGCGCAAAAGGGUCAAACUGGGAAACGACGACGAAAAAUAUGAUCUUCUCGAGAGUGAAAACGGAGGAAACUGUAACGGAGAGAUUCCUAAUGGUGUAAGUUAGAUUUAGUAACUCCCUUAUAAAGUAUUCGCAGUAAUAAGUCGAAUACUGGCGCAAUAUCGAUUGUCCAAGUAAAGUUACGUUCCCUUUCGUUCGUGGAGAACAAUAGUGGACCUUAGACAGACCUCGAUAUUAUUGCGGUUGGUGGUUUCUUUGGAACAGUAUUUAGAUCUAGUUUCUUUGCGCGAUAAACUUUCUACAUUCCAACAAUUGGAUCAAUCAGGGUGUCACCACCAGCGUCACAGAAUAGAUACCAACAUCUUUGAGUCAAGGAUGUUGACAACACUUUUUUUUCAACCUUCUGUUUGCUCCUCUGCGAUGCUGGCAUAGUUGUAGGAUGUCUACGUUUAGCACCAAAGCCGUUAAUAUCUCUCGAGGUUCUUCCCCUCUUGUGAUCAUGACGGGAAAAUUCUAUCGCAUUGUGUUUUGAACAUGCGCGUAAUUGUCUUAACUGUCUAAAUGUUUAAUUAUUUCCCAAUUUUUUAAAUAGAAACCAAUUCCUUUGGAAAACAAAAGGACCUCAAGGACAACUGCUGUUGAAGUUGACGAGCCGCAAACCUGUAUUCACACUGUCGUCGUUGAUUGUAGCAGUUUUACUUUCAUCGAUUCGGUUGGACUUCAUGCGCUUCCAUCUGUAAGUACCAAGCUUAGGGACUUGUCAUUUUUUAUCGGCUGGAUGGGAUGGGAAGGGGGCUCUGGGGGUCGGGGGUCCGGGGGGGUUGAAGGUUAAAGGAUUUUGGUUUUGUCACGAUUGAAUUUACCUGAUAUCUCCCCAUUAGGCUCUAUACGAUUCCCUCCUCAUUGGCAGUUAAUUGGAAGUCAAUUUUCCAUAGUCUCCCUUUUACACUCUUUUGGUGACGACUGAUCCCCUUUCUGUUCCUUCUGGAAACCAUGUGAUCCCCAAAAAUCCUCCACCCUUACCUGUCAGUAUGAUAGUACCAGACUCGUUCGCAACUUUUGCAGACGUAAGACGCGCUUAUAACACGUGUCAGUUGUCUCUUAAAUUCCUUAAGUACGUUGGAGGCACCUUCUUCCUCUCUCCUAUGAAUAGUUCAUUUGCAUUUUUUGUGAGCCCCGCCGAAAGGCAGGGCGACGAAAAAUUGGUUUAUAUACUCAUUCAACUGUUCUCCUCCACGGAAAUCUUUAGUAAAAGGCGAAAGAUUUGUGCGUAAUGAAGGGAAACCAGAAUUAGCGUCAAUGUGAUUGACCGGGCGUUAUGUAGAAAGUAACAUCACAGAGCAUAUGGGACAGGGAAUUCCGCUACAGUUUCGACUCACUUGGAUAUUAAUGACACGCAUGCAAAACAUUGCGUUUAGUUUGUUUAAGCUCCAGCUCUCGUGUUACCUUAUAACGAUAAAACUGCGGUGAAACUUUUGAAAAACGCAAGAAAAAUCUCUUUCCACGGCGGAAAGGAAUAUUUUCCGUCCACUGACCGACGAUCACCGGUGUCAGUAAAUCCUUGGAUACGCGCAUAAAAAGCUGUCUUUUACGUCGGCAAUGGUUGCUACAUAGUACUACAACGGUGAUUGCUAAACCCUGCGUGUAUUUAUCAAUUGUUUCGCAUUUAUUCGAGAAAUCUUCUUUUCAUCCUCUAGCUUCUAUCGGAGUUCAAGAAAGCUGGAGUUCAGAUAUACCUGGCUGGUUGCUCUUGUGAGUAUUUCCUUUUUUCAAGUUUUAAAUCAUAGUUUGGGCGGAAUUCACGAUAAAAAAAUUACUCUUAUUAUUAUUAUUAAGCGUGAUGUCCGAUUCUCUGACUUAAGAAUUUAAUUAGUAAGCGUAAUAUCGUCUCUCCACAGCAAUUCUCAUUAAAAGGCUCGCAAGUUCCACUAAGAAGGCCGUCAUACCGGCCAUUCCACAUCACGCGAUGUUUCCAUCCAUUCAUGACGCUGUUAUAUCUGCCAUAAGAUCACGUGACUACGCGGUAAGUUUCACAAUCAUGCGACGGCUAAACAAAACUGAUGCGCAUGUCUUUUCCUUGAUAGCGAAGAGCGAGUGUACCAUGAAAUACUAUGGAGUUUCUGACCUUUGAUACUGUCACCUCUCAUUCUGAUCUUUCGGAUAUUUUUAAUGUUUUUACUUACGUUUUGGGCACUUUUGCGAGUGUUCUUGAGACUUAAAAUAGAUAUUAAGGUUCAUAUCAUGGAUCGUUGUUUUUGGUUCAUGUCCGCACGCUGAGUCAUAUUCUGACUAUCACAUGAUCUUAAUUCAUUUGGAAGUGCGCGGGAAAAUGCAUUCUUUGGGACAUCCUGGGGUACACAUAUCAAUGCAAUAAUUCACGUUCCCACUUUGCAACUUUAUAUAUUGCAGUAUGGGUAAAUAUAUCCCCAUUUUGCUUUCCUUGCAGCUUUGGGGAGAAGACUUGGAGAAGGAGACAUGUUUGUAAUACUGAUCCUCGCUGAUAUUUCUGUCGUGGAAAAUUUCAGAUCGUUAGUAGUUCUUUUAUCACUGGCGAACGAAAUAAACGUUUUAAAAAUCGGUGACAGAGAGGGGCAGGGUGAUGAACUCCUCGUGCAGAAUAGAAGGGCCUUUCCGAGAGGUCUAAAUGAGCGUACCCCAAGAAAACAAUGAAGGUCUAUAGACUUAAAAAAUUUUUAUUUUUAGUGGAUACUCCGUUGUGGGAGGGAGUUGGGCUCUUAGCCUCUAAAUUUCCAUAUUACCUUAACGAAUAAAUUUUGUAUUUUUCUUCCGUCGGACGGAUACUGUAAGAG